Sorghum bicolor (sorghum) is the source of this 5974-nucleotide messenger RNA. Its product is annotated as putative MO25-like protein At5g47540. The transcript is spliced from 20 exons. NCBI's taxonomy places the organism in Eukaryota, Viridiplantae, Streptophyta, Magnoliopsida, Poales, Poaceae. The coding region runs from base 1890 to 2993 and encodes 367 amino acids. Gene Ontology annotation, molecular function: protein serine/threonine kinase activator activity. Gene Ontology annotation, biological process: intracellular signal transduction. The record is from RefSeq and is a predicted model, not a curated record.
ACCUCUCUCUCCACCGUAUGCUCUCUGCUCCUCUCUCUCGCGGCCGCCGCCAUCCUUCCUCUGUUUCAAUCUCUCCCUCCAUCCCUCAGCCUCUACCGCCACCACCCCUUCUCUCCGUCGUUCGCCGCCACCCUUGGUUUCAGAUCUCUCUCUUCCUCUCACUUCCUCACCCCCCCUCUCUCUUUCUCUAUCUAUCUAUCUAUCUAUCUAUCUAUCUAUCUAUCUAUCUAUCUAUCUAUCUCUCUUCCUCUCCCAGACUCGAUACUCAUCUCCCUCCCUCCCUCUCAGAUGUUGUUGGUCUGACCAAAACUUCGUCUGAAACCCUAAGGUUUCCAAUCCUGCAGUCGCCACCAACAGUUCCUACUUCUGUCGAUUUUACAGGGCGGGACUCCUACUUUUGGACCUCAUUAGUUCCACGUUCUGUUGCUUCUAAUUGGAACAAAGCUAGAGCACACAUCAUAAAGAAGCUGUCCUAUGAGAUCCCCUCGAAGCUGUCCUAUGGGGUUGCGCUGCCACCAGCACCAUCGCCUGAUGCAACCGCUCCUCCCUCUCCCUCUCUCCCUCUCUCUCUCUCUAAUGCUGGUCCUUCCUCUCUGUCUGAGUUCCUCUCCACAAUAUGACAGUUAUUUCUUUGCUAAUUAUGGUAUUUACAUUAAUUUGAUCUUUUUAAUUAUGGCAUUUAAAUUUAUUUGAUCUUUUUAUUUGAAAAUUUAUCAAAUUUUACUGUCUGAGCCUACUCUCAUUUGUUCCUCCUCUCUCUCGAGUUCUUGCCCCUUCAUAGAAGCAACUUCAUAAUAUCGAAGUCUCUAAACAUCCAAAAAAGCAAAAUUCAUAUAGUCCAAAUAUAUUGUCUAACUACAUCGCCUAGUAAUCUAUCUAAAUUUUCUAUCUACUUAUAUAAAAUAAAUUUACUAACUACAUUGUCUAACUACCUAACUACCUAUCAGAUCUAAAUGUAGAACUAGGUAACUAGUUAUAUCAUAUAGUUAGCUAAUUUAAUUUUAUAUAGCUAAUCUAGUUAUAGUUAUCUAGUUCUUAAAUUUGAUAGGGAGUUAGGCAAUGUAGUUAGUAAAUUUAUUUUAUAUAGGUAGAUGACAAAUUUAGAUAUAUAUAUUUAGUUAGCUUAUUAUGCGAUGUUGUUAGGCAAUGUAAUUGGACUGCAUGAGUUUUGCUUAUUUUGAAUGUCUAGAGACUUCGACAUUAUGUAGUUGCUUCUAUAAAAGGCAAGAACCCAAGAGGGAGGAGGAACAAAUGAGAGUAGGCUCAGGGAGUAAAAUUUGGUAGUGGUUUCUGAAUCAAAGCUCAGCCCUCAGGAUCCAUGGCUCCGAGGUCGGAGCCACAGAUCUUAGCUCCGAGGUCGGCGUUAAGAUCUGUGGCUCCAAGGUACCAAUAUCAGUGCCAUAUAGAAUGCCCUGUUGAGCGUGGUCAAACAUCUCGAAGUCCAAAUUUAUGGCGUCGAGAUGUGUUACCUCGAAAGCUAUAAGUUCUAGUGCCGACAUUUAGAUCCAAAGAUUAGUUUACGUCAUUUAAGAGACCAAAUAUAAUUCUUUUAUAGAAAAUAGGCCAAACUUCUCGUCCCUUUAUGCUGUGCAAAAACUGGCACCUGAUUGAAUCCUGAUUUAAGCUAUUUUCCUAUAUGUAUUUGGAUCUGAUCGCAAGUGUAUACAUGUAUUAUGCCUAUAUAUUUUUAUCGGGUGUAUACACAUUGUACCUGCCCUUUAUUGGGUCAGCGCCCUGAUUGAUUAUAGACAUAUUUUAGGUCUUGGACGACGCACGUACGUCGCCAGCGGCGGCGGUCUCGUCGGAGAGCGGAGAGUCUAGCGCGCGGCCGGCCGGCCAGGCGAGCGCGAUCCUCGAUCGGACAGACAGGUGGUUGUUGGUCGAUCGAGAUGACGGGGUGCCUGUGGCCGUGCGUGGGAGCGGCGGUGGCCGGGGAUGGGGCCGACCACCGGGGGUUGUUCCGCUCCAAGCCCAGGACCCCCGUGGAGGUGGUACAGCACGUCAGGGACCUGGUCACCUACGUCCUCAACAACAAGGACGGCUGCGCCGGCGGCAGGCGCGACGCCAAGCUUGAGCACAGGAUGUUAGAACUAAGCAAAGGGAUCAAAGAGAUGAAAGGCAUUCUCUAUGGCAAUGGUGAAGACGAUCCUUGUGAAGAAGCUUGCAAGCAAUUGACUAAGGAGUUCUUCAAGAAGAACACAGACACCUUUCGUCAAUUUAUUGUUUGCCUUCAAUACGUGAACUUGGAUACACAAAAGGAUGUCACUCAAGUGAUUGCAAAUUUGCAAAGGCAAAAGGUUGAUUCAAGAUUGGUUGCCUCUGAUUACUUGGAAGCUAACUUGGAUCUUUUGGAAAUUUUGAUGUCUGGGUACGAAAACUUGGACAUCGCAAUACAUUAUAGUACUCUAUUGAGAGACUGCAUACGCCACCAAGUUGCUGCAAGGUACGUAUUGGAAUCUCCACACUUCAGGACAUUCUUUGAUCAUAUACAGUUUCCAGACUUCAAUAUACAAUCCGAUGUGUUUAAAACUUUUAAGGAGCUCAUGACACGGCAUAAAUCAACUGUUGCUGAGUUCUUUUCCAAGAAUUAUGAUUGGUUCUUUGCAGAAUUCAACUCGAAGCUGAUAUUAUCGGCUUCCAACUACUUCAUCCGAAGGCAAGCUGUUCAACUCUUGCGAGACAUUCUUUUGGAAAGGUCAAACAGUGCAGUGAUGAUGUGCUAUGUCAGUUCGAAAGAGCACCUCAUGAUUCAUAUGAACCUUCUAAGGGAUGACAGCAUAGCUAUUCAGGUAGAGGCUUUCCAUGUCUUCAAGCUGUUCGUCGCUAACAAGGAGCAGCCACCUGAGAUCACCAGCAUACUGCGCACCAACAGAAGCAAGCUCCUGAGGUUCUUGAAAGACUUCACCGCCGUGGAGAAAGACGAUAAGAAGUUCGAGGCCGAUAAAGCUACGGUCAUCUCGGAGAUCCUAGCGCUAGCUGGCGCUGAAAAUUAGUAGGCGUCGACAUGCAAAGUGCAGUAGCUAGCUAAGUGUCUGUCUCCUUGUGUGUGUGUGUUUUUUUUGUGUGUUCCAUAAGCCUGUGCCGGCCAACCCGGUAUUUCCACAACGGCAUGCGUGCGCAUGCCUUAUCCUCUGGCUGCAAUUUCUCUGAGAUUCAUACCGCUCAACACCCAUCUCUUUCCUGUCCACUCGUUUUCUAUUCCUGGUUCCCACUUAUUUUGCAUUUCGAUUCCUUCUGUUUCCCAUCGUUAGAUGUGAACUCUCUCCACCGCCACUGUCGUGGCUCAUCUCUCUUCGCCAUUCCUGUAAGUCCACCUCUCUCUCCACCGUAUGAUCUCUGCUCCUCUCUCUCGCGGCCGCCACCAUCCUUCCUCUGUUUCAAUCUCUCUCCCUCCAUCCCUCAGCCUCUGCCGCCACCACCCCUUCUCUCCGCCGUUCGCCGCCACCCUUGGUUUCAGAUCUCUCUCUUCCUCUCACUUCCUCACCCCCUCUCUCUCUCUUUCUCUCUCUAUCUAUCUAUCUCUCUUCCUCUCCUAGACUAGAUACUCAUCUCCCUCCCUCCCUCUCAGAUGUUGUUGGUCUGACCAAAACUUCGUCUCAAACCCUAAGGUUUCCAACCCUGCAGUCGCCACCAACAGUUCCUACUUCUGUCGAUUUUACAGGGCGGGACUCCUACUUUUGGACCUCAUUAGUUCCACGUUCUGUUGCUUCUAAUUGGAACAAAGCUAGAGCACACAUCAUAAAGAAGCUGUCCUAUGAGAUCCCCUCGAAGCUGUCCUAUGGGGUUGCGUUGCCACCAGCACCAUCGCCUGAUGCAACCGCUCCUCCCUCUCUCUCUCUCCCUCUCUCUCUCUCUCUAAUGCUGGUCCCUCCUCUCUGUCUGAGUUCCUCUCCACAAUAUGACAGUUAUUUCUUUGCUAAUUAUGGUAUUUACAUUAAUUUGAUCUUUUUAAUUAUGGCAUUUAAAUUUAUUUGAUCUUUUUAUUUGAAAAUUUAUCAAAUUUUACUGUCUGAGCCUACUCUCAUUUGUUCCUCCUCUCUCUCGAGUUCUUGCCCCUUCAUAGAAGCAACUUCAUAAUAUCGAAGUCUCUAAACAUCCAAAAAAGCAAAAUUCAUAUAGUCCAAAUAUAUUGUCUAACUACAUCGCCUAGUAAUCUAUCUAAAUUUUCUAUCUACUUAUAUAAAAUAAAUUUACUAACUACAUUGUCUAACUACCUAACUACCUAUCAGAUCUAAAUGUAGAACUAGGUAACUAGUUAUAUCAUAUAGUUAGCUAAUUUAAUUUUAUAUAGCUAAUCUAGUUAUAGUUAUCUAGUUCUUAAAUUUGAUAGGGAGUUAGGCAAUGUAGUUAGUAAAUUUAUUUUAUAUAGGUAGAUGACAAAUUUAGAUAUAUAUAUUUAGUUAGCUUAUUAUGCGAUGUUGUUAGGCAAUGUAAUUGGACUGCAUGAGUUUUGCUUAUUUUGAAUGUCUAGAGACUUCGACAUUAUGUAGUUGCUUCUAUAAAAGGCAAGAACCCAAGAGGGAGGAGGAACAAAUGAGAGUAGGCUCAGGGAGUAAAAUUUGGUAGUGGUUUCUGAAUCAAAGCUCAGCCCUCAGGAUCCAUGGCUCCGAGGUCGGAGCCACAGAUCUUAGCUCCGAGGUCGGCGUUAAGAUCUGUGGCUCCAAGGUACCAAUAUCAGUGCCACAUAGAAUGCCCUGUUGAGCGUGGUCAAACAUCUCGAAGUCCAAAUUUAUGGCGUCGAGAUGUGUUACCUCGAAAGCUAUAAGUUCUAGUGCCGACAUUUAGAUCCAAAGAUUAGUUUACGUCAUUUAAGAGACCAAAUAUAAUUCUUUUAUAGAAAAUAGGCCAAACUUCUCGUCCCUUUAUGCUGUGCAAAAACUGGCACCUGAUUGAAUCCUGAUUUAAGCUAUUUUCCUAUAUGUAUUUGGAUCUGAUCGCAAGUGUAUACAUGUAUUAUGCCUAUAUAUUUUUAUCGGGUGUAUACACAUUGUACCUGCCCUUUAUUGGGUCAGCGCCCUGAUUGAUUAUAGACAUAUUUUAGGUCUUGGACGACGCACGUACGUCGCCAGCGGCGGCGGUCUCGUCGGAGAGCGGAGAGUCUAGCGCGCGGCCGGCCGGCCAGGCGAGCGCGAUCCUCGAUCGGACAGACAGGUGGUUGUUGGUCGAUCGAGAUGACGGGGUGCCUGUGGCCGUGCGUGGGAGCGGCGGUGGCCGGGGAUGGGGCCGACCACCGGGGGUUGUUCCGCUCCAAGCCCAGGACCUGGACCUGGUCACCUACGUCCUCAACAACAAGGACGGCUGCGCCGGCGGCAGGCGCGAUGCCAAGCUUGAGCACAGGAUGUUAGAACUAAGCAAAGGGAUCAAAGAGAUGAAAGGCAUUCUCUAUGGCAAUGGUGCAGACGAUCCUUGUGAAGAAGCUUGCAAGCAAUUGACUAAGGAGUUCUUCAAGAAGAACACAGACACCUUCCGUCAAUUUAUUGUUUGCCUUCAAUACGUGAACUUGGAUACACAAAACGAUGUCACUCAAGUGAUUGCAAAUUUGCAAAGGCAAAAGGUUGAUUCAAGAUUGGUUGCCUCUGAUUACUUGGAAGCUAACUUGGAUCUUUUGGAAAUUUUGAUGUAUGGGUAUUAAGCACUUGUCGUAUGAUCAUAUAGUGGAUGUUUUCAGUUUUGGGAUAGUUCUUUGGAGCUGCUGACCGGAAGCUUCCAUGCCAAGACAUUACACGUGUUCAGGGCUUCAGACAAUAGUUGCCAUUGUUCAAAAGGGUUAUGGUUGCAAAAAUAUGGAUCCAAUAGGACUCGCUGGAAGGCCACGUUAUACUACGUGUGAACAAAGCAGUUUUCCAUAAACUGCUAUAGUACGUGAGAUUUUAGAAAAAAUUAAGUUGUUUUCCAAGAACUUCAAUGACAUACAUGUAUUUAUCUCUGAGACAAAAUUAUUUGAAUCAGUGACAUCCAUGGACGUGAGUUUCUA